Didymodactylos carnosus is the source of this 2004-nucleotide messenger RNA. NCBI's taxonomy places the organism in Eukaryota, Metazoa, Rotifera, Eurotatoria, Philodinida, Philodinidae. The record is from the annotation of a GenBank genome assembly.
AUGCAAGGUACAAACGCAUUUCAAGAUGCAGUAGCACGAGCGAAACAAAUUGCACAGAAAUUAGCUAAUGCAGCACCAACACAAUCAUCUGAUUCAUUUCAAUCAUUAAAACGUCCAGCUGAUUCGUGUACACCAACUGAGCACGAGUCAGCGAAACGUCCACAAUUUGGUUCCUCACCAAGUAGUGAAGUCCCAUUACCGGUGUUAAAGGCACAACUCGUUGCUCAACAAAUUAAUGCCCAUCUCGGUGGACUAAAUAAAUCAUCGAGUUCCAGUGCUGGUGGUUCGGGUGAAUUAAUGCUAGGCAAUUUACCAUUAUCAAAUCAAAAUACUAUUACUGAAGAUUAUAAAAUUCCAGAUAAAUUAGUGGGGUUAGUAAUUGGUAAAGGUGGUGAACAAAUAACGCGAAUCCAGUUCGAAUCCGGUUGCAAAGUACAAAUAUCACCGUCGAGAGCACCACCAGAACCUGGAAAUAUGAUUCCCGAUCGUUUAGCAACAUUGAGUGGAUCACGCGAUGCUAUUGAUCGUGCUAAACGAAUGAUUGAUGACAUAGUAUCUAAAGGAAAACCAGGAGAAGGCGGUGGAGGGAUGAGUUCAUAUUCUUUAGGGGGAGGAGGAGGUGGUGGACUUAAAACAAUCGAAAUAAUGUUACCAUCGGCGAAAUGUGGAUUGAUCAUUGGAAAAGGUGGUGAAAAUAUUAAACGAGUAUCGGAAGAGUUUGGCGUUAAAAUGCAUGUUAUUCAAGAAGCCGUUGAUCAAAGUGGCAAUCAGAAACCAUUAAAAAUAACGGGCGAUGCUGACAGAGUGGAACGUGCACGACAAUAUGUGCUUGAUAUAAUGGCUAAACGUGAUUCAGAUAUGGGUGGAAGAGGUGGUGAUAGAGAAGGAAGACGAAGUGAUCGAGAUAGGGGAUUUAAUGAUUAUGGUUCAAGAUCUGGCUAUUCGUCGAAUGGUGGAGGUGAACAACAAGCAUUUUACCAUGUACCGGCUGAUAAAGCCGGAAUUGUUAUUGGAAAAGGUGGUGAAAGUAUAAAAGAAAUCAAUCGUAAAUCAGGAGCAUUUGUUGAGAUUGAUAAAACACACCAACCAGGCACACCUGGCGAUCGAUUAUUCAAAUUAUGUGGAACCCCUGAUCAAAUUGUCUAUGCUCAACAGUUAAUGUUUGAAAAAGUACUACAUAGCCCAGGCGGUCCAGGCGAUAUGUUGACACCAUUACAGUUUCAGCAACAAUUUAACCUUCCACAAGUUGGUUCAAAUCAAGAAGGAUUUGGUGAAAAUGGUAACGGCAACGGUAACGGUGAUAUGAUGAAUCAGCAAUAUGCCGGACAAGGAUGGCCAUCUGGUGGUUAUGGAGGUUGGCCAAUGGAUCCAUUUGGCAUGCCUAUGCCUGAUCAAUCGAUGCCAACUUCCUCUUCAAAUUCAAGAAAUCCUCCGCUUUCUACCGCAUCUCCCUUACCUCCUCCUCCUCCGCCACCUCCGAUGGCCAUGGAUCCAGCUUGGAUGGCUUAUUAUCAGAGUAUGAAUUUUUAUGCCAAUAUGUCUGGAAUGGUGAUGCCGACCGCUUCAACAUCCAGCACGACCACUACAACUACAUCGACAUCAACCACAAAUGCAACACCAUCUUUUCCACAAUCCUCUACUGCAGGUAAUACAUCAACAACUCAGUCUACAAAAGAACAAGAACAAUGGAGGAUGAGCACAGCUACAGCGACUACCAAUCCGUCAACUGGUCAACCAGAUUAUAGCCAAGCAUGGAUUGAAUAUUAUCGUUCUAUUGGACAAAAUGAAGUUGCUGAUGAAAUAGUUCGACAAAUGAGUCAGCCACAAGCAACAGGUACUUCAACAACUGCAUCAAAUCAAAGUGGACAACAAUCUUCUUCGUCUUCUUCUACAAAUAAUGCAGCAUCGACAGCAAACAACGCUACUGCACAAGCCGCUGCAGCUGGAAUGGUUAAUCCUUGGGCAAUGUAUGCUGGUUACAGCCAACCAUGGGGAUCGUCUUGA